AUGGCUUAUACUCAUAUCGUCUCGUUUAAGUUCAAGGAUGGCGUUAUGCCUGACUCAGUCAAGGAACUUGUUGAUAAGAUGCUUGUCUUGAAAGAAACAUGCAUCCACCCAAAAACAGGAAAACCAUACAUUCAAUCCUGCACUGGGGGUCGUGACAAUUCUGUUCAGGGACUUCAGAAAGGGUUUACACAUGUGUUUGUGGUCGGAUUUGACAUCAAAGAGGACCGUGAUUACUAUGCGUUGGAGGACCCCGUGCACCUCGAGUUUGUUAACUGGAGUGACUCGGUUGCUGCGGAUGUCUAUGCUAUUGAUUUUGUGGGCGGAGUAUUUGUCUAA
Messenger RNA from Clonostachys solani, 336 nucleotides. Lineage: Eukaryota; Fungi; Ascomycota; Sordariomycetes; Hypocreales; Bionectriaceae. The record is from the annotation of a GenBank genome assembly.